AGUUAAAAAUCUGUUUGCGAGGAGGUAAGUAGUACUAACUGGGGGAUCUGACCUCUUUCUAACAUUUUUAUAAUAUGACUAUGACUAAUCAUAUUUUCUAAAUAUUUUUUGUACAGUCGAAAUGAAAAGUCUACCGAUAUUUUUAAUAUGCGUUUGCUUUGCUGCAAAUACAUUUUGCAGUAAUUUGAAGUAUUAUCCAACAAUCAAGCCUCUGGGUGAUGAGAUGAUGAAUUUCAUCAACAAAUUAAAUACUACCUGGAAGGUAAUAAUAUAUUAUUUUUAUAAUCAUAAUUUCAUUACAAACAACGAAUUCAAAAAAACUGAACUUGCAAAUAUUUAUAUACUUUUAUUUAUACUCUUUAUUAUUACGUAUAACUUAAUCAACGUUGGCUGGGCGUAUUCGAUAUGAUUAAUACAAAGCUCAAAAAUAACAAUAACAUAGUACAUUUUCUUAAUAGGCUGGAAUAAACUUUGAUGAACAAGAUUUGGGUCAUGUAAAACGCAUGUGCGGAGUUAUUCCAGACCCAAACAACUACAGAGCUUCAUACAGAAUUCAUAACGUUGCCGCAGAAUAUAUUCCUAAGGAAUUCGACGCACGAACAAAAUGGUCAUAUUGCAAGAGUUUGAGAGAAAUUCGUGAUCAAGGUUCUUGCGGAUCUUGUUGGGCUUUUGCAGCUGUUGAAGCCAUGACUGAUAGAAUUUGUAUUGCUUCUAAAGGACAAGAAAAUUUCCAUAUUUCAUCUGAAGAUUUGCUCACUUGUUGUACAGCCUGUGGAAUGGGAUGUAACGGAGGUUUCCCACAAGCUGCCUGGGAUUAUUUCGAAAAUCAUGGUAUUGUUACAGGUGGACAAUACGGAACUAAAUCAGGAUGUCAACCAUACGAAAUCAAACCCUGCGAACAUCAUGUUCCCGGACCAAGACAAAAGUGCGGAGAAGAAUCAACUCCAAAAUGUCAACAUACAUGCGAAAAUGGGUAUGGAAUUGAUUAUCAAAAGGACAAGCAUUUUGGACUUUCUUCUUACUCUGUACCCAACGAUGUAACUGAAAUCCAAGCCGAAAUUAUGAAUCAUGGUCCAGUCGAGGCAGCCUUUACUGUUUACGCCGAUUUCCCAUCAUACAAGAGCGGAGUUUACCAACACGAAAGUGGCGCUGCACUUGGAGGCCAUGCUGUCAAGAUUCUUGGAUGGGGCGAAGAAAAUGGUACUCCUUACUGGCUCGUUGCAAAUUCUUGGAAUUACGAUUGGGGUGAUAAAGGAUUCUUCAAAAUUUUGAGAGGACAAAAUGAAUGCGGUAUAGAGUCUGAAAUAGUUGCAGGUGUACCUAAAGUUUAAAUGUUUUUACUUGAAGAUUGAAAUAUUAUGUCAAUAGCCACACUAUUACUAAAAGUUUCUUGUGAUCAAAAGUUUUUGUCAAUAAUAAAGUAUCUUAUCUAUAAAGAGAACUAACAUUACAAAAGAUAUCGAUGCUAAAAUAUAAUCAAUAUUUGCAAAAUAUUUAUUAAAACACAAACUGUUGAAAAGUCAUUUACUCAUUUUUUGCAUUGACCUAAUUUUCUUAUAAUGCUAAUGAGAUUGAUUGUGCCUUGCAGAUUUCGUUGGUUGUAGGGAAAAAGCCAAAAAUUCCACUGAAAUAACAAAAAAAAAAUAAUUAAUAUUAACAAUAGCAUUUUUCAAAAGUAAGAUGCUGACAGUGCGGAUAGAAACCCUUUCGUAUAACUUUCAUAAGGAAUGAAGCCAAGAAUGAGACAGUUUUUGAUAAUUGAACUUCAAGGGCAGUUAUUUCAUUUAUACUAUUAAAAAAAGGGGAAGAUUUAGUAACAUUUAUUAUUUUUAUACACUAUAUUAAUGAGCUAUAAAAUUACAUACUUAACAAUUUCGGUCCACAUUUUUUCUAAUGAACUAACGGCAUUAAAUAUCUUGAAUAUUGCUUGCCUAAUAAACGAAAGUUUAUCCGAUAGCAAACACCUAGAAUAGAUUUGUUUUAUAUAUCUAUUAUGAGCAGAUAUUAAAUCUUCAACAUUUUUUGCUAGUCUUAAAUGUUCAGAAAAUUGAAGUCCACUAGUUUGUAAAAUCUAAAAAGGAACAAUAAUUAUAUUAAUGCACAUUAAAUAAAUACUUGUAUUAG
Molecule: messenger RNA, 2124 nt
Organism: Dimorphilus gyrociliatus
Lineage: Eukaryota; Metazoa; Annelida; Polychaeta; Dinophilidae
Source: the annotation of a GenBank genome assembly